AUGCUGGAGAGUACGAGGGUGGUAGACGCCACGCAGCUUUCGGGCAAGUUGUCCAGUCAGACGCCAUCCCAGACACACGAUGUACAUCUGAACAAUCCGGCGCAGGUUGAACGCCGGGCAAGGCAGACAACGGAUUACGAGAUCCAUCCCCACGUUGGAUCUCUACUUGGUAACAGCGGGAGUGGUUUAGCAAUGGCGUCUUCCAAGGAAAUACAACAAACCACGCGGCCGCUCUCGCACCGCCCGUCGAUCUCGUCGACCUCCGUGCCGGGUGGACUCACGCUUAGCCGACAAUCACACUCCCGGAAUAACUCGCAUUCGCUCCUCGGAAGCGCCCUCAAUGGCUCCCACCGCAUCACACGCCGCAAGAGCAUGACAAACACGGGCGCCAACGUAGCAGCGGUGGCCGCGGCUCUUCAGGAAUCUGGAGACAUGGCAAUGCCACUCCCAAUCGCAGUCGGCUCCCGCCGAAACACCAUGUCCAAGAGUGGUGUCUCGCGGUCAGCCGUGGUGGGAAGCCUCCCGUCACCGCCGGCGAGUCUCCCGACCCAUAGAUUUGCGACGGGACAUGGAUUAGCCAACGCGCAGGAGAGUGCAAUCGACGACGAUAUGAACGAAAUAUCUGGGGACGAGGCUGAAUCGGCCUUUCAGAAGGCUCGCACAAGGAGGGCGAGUGACGGCCAGCCCCUAGCGAAGGAAGGUGGCCGGAAGAUCAACCGGCCAGAUCUCCGCUGCGAGAAGUGCGGAAAGGGAUACAAGCAUAGCAGCUGCUUGAACAAGCAUUUGUGGGAGCACACUCCCGAAUGGUCCUACACUUCCAAGCUCUUGAUUUCCAAGCAUCAGCAAGUCCAGCUUUUGGAGGCCGCCUCAGUCCUGGUGGCCAUGAACAACACACCGACGGCUACCGCCGCGCCCGCCUCCACCACCACACCCCCAGACUCUGCGCGGGACUUUAUCAGCGAUCGAGACUCUGCGUCCCCUGCUGCGAGCGGAUACUCGGAACAGCCAGAUCGCGGAUCCGCCGACACUACGCCGCCGCCGCAGCUGGACCCCUUCCAGGCAGCGAACGCGUCCUACAGGAGUUUCGGCAAGAGGUAUAGUAGCGGGAACGGCCUGUCCCGGUCUUACCAGACCGCACCGUAUGGCAGCUCGAUGGCCGACAGCGUCCCGAGCGUGUCUGGUUUUGGGCAUUUCCGGCAGCUUAGCCAGGACCAGAGGCCCACAUCGUCGGGGAGGAACGCCACGGGCCAGGACGACCGCGAGCUUGCCGCCGCCGUGGAACUGCUUAGUUGCAGCUUCAACAGCAACGGCGGUGGCUCGCGGACAGUCCACCUCCCCGCCGACGCGCCGCCGGUGCCGCCGCUUCCAGCCCAGUACCUCGACCAGGGGAUGUUGUCGGGCACGAGCUUCAUCAACAGCUACCCUAGCAGGGCGCCGGAGAGCUUCACGCGCGGCGAGAUGCGGAGGGUCGACGCAAAGAUGGAGGUGGAGGAGAGCGGCGAGAGUAUCAUGGACGAUGACGACGAGGACCUGCGGUCUCGAGCUCGGAGCGACGAGGACGACGACGGAGUGUUCGGAAGGAUGGAGGAAUGA
Chaetomium globosum CBS 148.51 is the source of this 1593-nucleotide messenger RNA. RefSeq lists its product as uncharacterized. The transcript is spliced from 4 exons. Lineage: Eukaryota; Fungi; Ascomycota; Sordariomycetes; Sordariales; Chaetomiaceae. Bases 1 to 1593 code for a protein of 530 amino acids. The record is from RefSeq and is a predicted model, not a curated record.